This is a messenger RNA of Puccinia graminis f. sp. tritici CRL 75-36-700-3, 505 nucleotides long. RefSeq lists its product as uncharacterized. Bases 62 to 505 code for a protein of 147 amino acids. The transcript is spliced from 3 exons. The record is from RefSeq and is a predicted model, not a curated record. Lineage: Eukaryota; Fungi; Basidiomycota; Pucciniomycetes; Pucciniales; Pucciniaceae.
UAUCAGCUGACUAGACUCAAAGCAUCAACUAAAAAUAUACCAACCGAGAACUGACGGAGCGAUGAAAACUUACGCGUUCAUGAUUGCGCUUUGGUUUACUUGCUUGAUUGCCAGUAACAUGGCAUUAGUUACUCCCGUCAGACGUGAAAACUGGAUCUCACAGGGAGAAAUUCCCUCCCUAUCUCCGGAGAAACGUCUGGUUGUGCAGGCGCUCAGUCCAAUUUUGGGCUCGGGAGCACUCCUAGAACCACACGAAACAAGCGUCCAAUACACAUCUGGCAACGCGAAAGCUACGUUAACCUGGGAUGCCCAGAAGCAUGGCGUCGUUAUUGAUAACAAAUGCAAUUACCCCAUAAUCUAUGCACUGAAAGUUGAAAAAAGCGGAUUAUGGCACUAUGGUGGCAUUCUAAAAUCAAGACAAACCGAGCCCGUUACGUUUCCAACGAGUCACUGGCCCUACGAUGGCGACGUCAAGAUGUUUAUACUGGCCGGACUUACAGAGUAG